AGAAGUAGCCUACACAAAGAGGUCCCUGGGGAGUGACAGGCAUCCAGCCUGAGAAGAUGUCUUUUUGGAAUGGGUCUUAGGGGCACAGUGGUGGGGGCUUGGUCUUCAGUUGGAAGCUAUAAUCUGGUGCCUGGCAUGGCUAUUGUUUAGAGCUGUGGCAGUGUUUAGAGGUGGAGGCCAGAGGCCAGAGACCAGGCAGCUACAGAGGUCUCCUGAGUUUGACCGGGGCAGGGUGAGGUGGUUACCCAACUUGAGGAAGAGGAGAGACAGUGACCUGCCUGCCUGGGGGGUGACUGCUGAUUUAAUGCCAGUUCCCAUUCAACUGUAGGUGGCACCCACUGCUUCAGCCUCCCGAAGCUUCUGUCACCUUCCCAGAUCGCAGGGUGACUUGGUCAGGGCCCUGGAUGGGACACUGAGAAUCCAAGGCCAUCCGAUCUAACUUUUAGGUUCUCCUGCAUCCUGUGUGUCUUGCCAUCUCUUCUCGGACCCUGCAAUCACCCACCGAGGCAGGCCUGAACACGCACUGAGACCCACUGGGGCCAGCCCAGGCUGAGUCCUCGCUUUCUCUUAAGUAAUCAGUACAGGGCCCAGCUGGGAGCAGCACCAGCUCAGGCCUGGCUCCUCACAGUCACAUGAAAUCCUCAAAGUCACGUGAAAGCCAGUCUUCAAAUCCUUUUUUUUUUUCUUUUUUUUCUGACCCAUGCAGCUUCUCCUCGUGUUCUCACACGCUGCUUCAGAUUAGUGGGAACUUGACAGUUUCCUCAAAGAUCAACUGGAAGGAGAAAAUAGCAUUUGGGGUCUUGUCUGUCUCCCUGUAGAUGAUAUUCCUUGGUGGGAGGGUGCUGAAGUUCCAGGCCUCACUCAUACGUACCAAAGAUGUCAUGAAGGACGUGAGGUGCUAGAGUCAGAAUACUUUGGAUCCAGCCUUUGUCGCCUCACUGGCUGUGGGACUCUGGACAAGCCGGUGAGCCUCUUAGGCUGAACAGCUGAAAGACAAGUACAAUGCCAUCACAUUCCCUGGUUUUGCUGGGUGAUCAGACAUAAUAGCUGAGGAUGUGUGGGACAGGCUGAGGUUUCCGUUGGUGACACCCGAUACAUCUUUUAGGCAUUUUUGUUUGGUUGGUUUUUUGUUUUGAAACAGGGCCUUACUACAUAGCCCUGGCUGCCCUAGAACUCACUGUGUGAAUCCGACUCACAGAUUGCCCUGCCACUGUCUCUUGAGUGCUGAGAUUGCAGGCAUGCAUGUGACAGGCGGCCAGUACCUGGCGCAUCUUACUAUAGUACCUGAUCCGGGGGGGAGGGGAAAGAAGCAAAGUCCUAACUCCCCCUCCCUGCCCACGAGGACACACAGGAAAACACAUCAUUAAAGCCCAGCAUUGCCAGCCCUAAGCAGCUGUCCACACUGCCUGUUGGUGCCACCAUGUUGUGCUCCCUGCUGCUGCUGCUCCUGGCCACGGGCAGAGUGCAGACAACUCGGCCGUGCUUCCCGGGAUGCCAGUGUGAAGAAGAGACCUUCGGCCUCUUUGACAGUUUCAGCCUGACUCGGGUGGACUGCAGCAACCUGGGCCCCCACAUCGUGCCUGUGCCCAUCCCUCUGGACACAGCCCACCUGGACCUGUCUUCCAACCGGCUAGAAACCGUGAAUGAGUCCGUGCUGGCAGGGCCAGGCUAUACCACGUUGGCUGGCCUGGAUCUCAGUCACAACCUGCUCACCAGCAUCACGCCCACUGCCUUCUCCCGCCUACGCUAUCUGGAGUCCCUUGACCUCAGCCACAAUGGCCUGGCAUCCCUGCCAGCAGAGGUUUUUACCAGCUCCCCCCUGAGUGAUAUAAACCUGAGCCACAACCGACUACGAGAGGUCUCAGUUUCUGCCUUCACCACGCACAGCCAGGGCCGGGCGCUGCACGUGGACCUAUCCCACAACCUUAUCCACCGCCUGCUGCCCCAUCCAGCCCGGGCCAGCCUGCCAGCACCUACCAUUCAGAGCCUGAACCUGUCCUGGAAUCGGCUCCAGGCUGUGCCCGACCUCCGAGACCUGCCCCUUCGUUACCUGAGCCUGGAUGGGAACCCUCUGGCUGCCAUCAACCCAGGUGCCUUCAUGGGAUUGGCAGGCCUCACCCACUUGUCACUGGCCAGCCUACAGGGUAUCCUCCAGCUGGCCCCUCACGGCUUCCGUGAGCUCCCAGGCCUGCAGGUCCUGGACUUGUCAGGCAACCCCAAGCUCAAGUGGGCAGGAACUGAGGUGUUUUCAGGCCUGGGCUUGCUGCAGGAGCUAGACCUGUCGGGCACCAGCCUGGUGCCCCUACCUGAGAUGCUGCUCCACCACCUCCCUGCUUUGCAGAGCGUCAGCGUAAGCCAAGAUGUGCGGUGCCGGCGCCUGGUGCGCGAGGGCGCCUACCACCGGCAGCCGGGCUCCGGCCCUAAGGUGCUCCUACGGUGUGGAGACACCCAGGAAUCUACUGUAAGGCGCCCAGACAUCUUGUGACGAAUGGUGUGGCCAGGGGCCACUUGACAGACCGCUGUCCUGGGCUUGCUCAGGUCCCAGCUAACAUAUUUUAAUGUGCCAAUGCCUGUGGAGAGUUUACAGGCCUAAGCGGCGGCAUCUCGGUAAAGUUGUGGGGCCAGGGAUAGUUUUCGUACCUGGGGGCCUGUACCCAGUAACAGAAUCUACCCAUGUGUCUUGGUGGCUCACCUCCCAGGACUGUGAGCAGAGGGGCUUCGAUGCCAAACCAGACCUUGGUCCCUUCCUGAGCACUGCCUCAGUUGUCCCUAAGUGCCUUUCCUUUUGCCUGGGCUGACCUGACUCAUGAUGUCAGGAGGGUGGGCACCACUACUGCAAAUACCGAAGCAGGUCUCCCAGGCCGAAGGUCCCUCAGCCCAGUAUCUACUCACAUCUUUGCUCUGGGCCCAUGAGGCCUGCUCCUUCCUUUUCUCAUGGAAUCCUGGGUAGAAUCUUCACUACAGGAGGACCUAGAGGGAAAAUCAAAUCUGCCCUCCCUGAGGGCAGAUAUGAGUAACCAAGAGCAGCCAACCUGCUGACCUGGAGCUUUGGCGAGGUGUGAAGAGUCCAGCCUCCUGCUGAGGUUGGGGCCUGUGUCCUUUCCUCUCCGAUGUCCAGCCCCUCCCCUGCUGGGCGGCCUGUGGCUGCUGUCUGAGCUCCUUCCCGCUGUGCCAGGAGCAGGCAACAGCAAGGUUGCAGAGGUGGGACCCUAGGUCCAGCAGCCGGCUUAUGGUAUGAGGGAGUCAGCCCACCUCGCGGAGCCUCAGGAAGCGUGGGACAUACUAGUCCCAAGCCUGUUAGUUUCUUGCUCUGGGGUGGUGGUCCCGCAGCAUCAAGACUGGAAACGUGCACAUUUUCCCUGGGGACACCGUCUCAAGAUGCUUUCCUCAGAAGUCAAUGCAAUGGUGGCCGUCUGGCCGUGAGCUCCCGUGGACUUGGUGUCCAUGGGCCACCAUCCGAAGGCCCGUUUCACCCUCCCGGAGUACAGCAGGAAGGCUCUCCCUCCAUGUUCAUUAUGCUCACCCCCAGGGCCACGUCUCAGCUCUCCAGCCUUGGGUUCUUUCCUUUGUCUUCAUUUUAUAAGAGUCAUUGCCUUUUUUUUUUUUUUUUUUUUUUUUUUUUUUUUUUAAUGAACUGUCACUUUCAACCCUCUCCUCUGCUGGCCGGGGAUGGAAAAGAAGAUAAAUGUAUUUGUUCACUUUUGUAAGACCAUGUGCCGGGUGUGUGCUGGGGUUUGUGGGGAGAAGCCGGUUAUCAGUGACCGUGUGGGCAUUGGGGCUGGUCCCACAGGAUGCUAACGGGUCAGUGAGAGCUCUGUGUUCCCACACCAGCCCUAGCCGAGCCCCCGACCGGUCUUUGGUUUAAUAAACACAUGUAAGAGUUCUUUC
This is a messenger RNA of Meriones unguiculatus (Mongolian gerbil), 3888 nucleotides long. It is a transcript of the gene Tsku, whose product is annotated as tsukushi, small leucine rich proteoglycan. The transcript is spliced from 2 exons. Lineage: Eukaryota; Metazoa; Chordata; Mammalia; Rodentia; Muridae. Bases 1421 to 2485 code for a protein of 354 amino acids. Gene Ontology annotation, molecular function: protein binding. The record is from RefSeq and is a predicted model, not a curated record.